Messenger RNA from Cuscuta europaea, 1344 nucleotides. The record is from the annotation of a GenBank genome assembly. Lineage: Eukaryota; Viridiplantae; Streptophyta; Magnoliopsida; Solanales; Convolvulaceae.
AAUAGUUUGGCCCAUUACCAGCCCAGUGCCUAAUUCCCGGUCGGCACUUCGGCGAGUCGCAAGGUCGCAGUCGAAAAGACGCUAUAACGCCGACGCGGCAACGCCCGCACGCCGCGCCCGCUAACACCGCCGCAGACCCGCACGCCUCCGUCGCCGCAGACCCGCACGCCUCCGUCGCCGCAUACCCACACGCCUCCCGCCGCCGCGCCCACCUCACACCGUCUUAGACCCGCACGUCUCCAGCCGCCGCCGCCGCUUUUCAGUCUGCUUCUCUUCUCAGCUUCUGGGACUUCUGCGUGCCUUCUUCUAAUCGCCACAGGCUGCACCGCAGUAGUUACUUGAAUUUUUUUAUGAUGGAGAAUGAAGCGACCACAAAAGAAGUAGACCUGGUUUUGAUUAAGCAAGGAGCUGAGGCAAGAGUAUUUGAGUCUAAAUUUGUAGGCAGGAGAUCAGUUGUCAAGGAACGAUUUUCAAAGAAGUAUCGACAUCCAACUUUGGACUUGAAGCUUACUCUAAAGCGCUUAAAUGCGGAGGCUAGAUGUAUGACAAAAGCUAGAAGACUAGGUGUUGCUACUCCUGUACUUUAUGCUGUUGAUCCUGUUCUGCACUCCCUGACUUUUGAGUAUGUAGAAGGGCCAUCUGUGAAAGAUAUCCUCCUUGGUUUUGGUUCUGGGGUUAUUGAUGAAGAAAGGAUGGCUGACAUUGCAUUUCAGAUAGGUUAUGCAAUUGGCAAAAUACAUGAUGGUGGACUCAUCCAUGGUGAUUUGACGACAUCAAACAUGUUAAUACGUAGUGGUACCAAUCAGCUGGUACUCAUUGACUUCGGUUUAAGCUUUACAUCAACACUUCCAGAAGAUAAAGCAGUUGAUUUAUAUGUACUAGAACGUGCAUUGCUUUCUAUGCACUCUUCAUGUGGAAAUGUGAUGGAUCGGACACUUGCUGCAUACAGGAAGUCCUCUAAACAGUGGUCAUCUACUCUAAACAAGCUUGCACAAGUUCGCCAAAGAGGUAGAAAGCGUACCAUGAUUGGCUGAGCUUCCAUGCUAUUCUAUUCUACAUCAUGUUCAUUCUGGAUACUUUUCAAGAUCUUAUAGAAGGUGGCUAUUGUUAAGGAAAGAUUUUCACUUUGUUGGAUGCACAUGCUCUGAAGGAAAUUUGAUCAAGUUAAACCCACUUGAUGGUUAGGACAUUUGACAUUAAGAUUGACUACUUGAGCGACUUUCUAAAUAGUUUUGUAGUCUACAUGUGGAGAAUUAAAGACACUAAUAUGUUUUUUUAGAGAUCGUAUGUAACAUUUUGUUGUUCCAAGGGUUCCCCGUUCGAAUAAUUAAAUCAUGAGUUUUU